Molecule: messenger RNA, 2661 nt
Organism: Aspergillus chevalieri
Lineage: Eukaryota; Fungi; Ascomycota; Eurotiomycetes; Eurotiales; Aspergillaceae
Product: putative SNF2 family helicase/ATPase PasG
Exons: 3
Coding region: 1-2661 (886 amino acids)
Biological process (GO): pericentric heterochromatin formation; DNA methylation-dependent constitutive heterochromatin formation; lymphocyte proliferation
Cellular component (GO): nucleus; pericentric heterochromatin
Molecular function (GO): chromatin binding; ATP-dependent chromatin remodeler activity; ATP binding
Source: RefSeq, a predicted model, not a curated record
AUGUCGAACCCGGACAUCCCGGUUACGCCUGUGGAUUCACAGGACAAGAAUCAACCACGACCACAAUCAACGCGGCCAUCGUCCCCAAUGACAGACGCUGAUCAAGAAAUGGAGGACUCGAAAGAUAGUCUCGCAAAUGGAACAGAGGACACGACUGAGGAUGUGGAGGAGAUGGACACAAAGGCUAAGGCGUUGAUGCACCUUUUGAACACCAGUGAAGUCUUCGUGGCUAUCAUGGCGGACAAGAUGAAGAAGCAGCAAGAAGAGGCAAGACAGGAGGCGGCUAGAUUACAGCAACAAGCGGCCGCAGACGAAAAUACCAAACCUACCCCCAAGAACGAAUCGACCGAAAAGCGUGGGACCCGCUCGAGCGCAAGGCAUUCGUCCGUCAAAGAGGAGACGGCCGUGGAAGCUGCGAAGUCGGAUACGGAGAAGCCGAAGAAGGGCCCAGGCCGUGGGAAGAGGGCUCCUGUAAAGGGCAAUAAUAACAUCUCGAAUUACUUCCAGAAGGCAGCAGAUGCAGGCGUCACGGAGAACAAGCCGUCAGUGCAGGAGGCACUCGUGCAAGCUGCUGAUGAAUUCGAAGCCAACCCCACCGUGCUUGGUGAGCAGGAGCUCGUUGCCACUCAGCAGCCGGAGCUGGUGACUGGUGGUAAGAUGAGGAAGUACCAGUUGGAGGGACUGGAGUGGCUUAAGACACUAUGGAUGAAUGGAUUGUGUGGGAUUUUGGCGGACGAGAUGGGUUUGGGAAAGACCGUGCAGGCUAUUUCUUUGAUUGCAUUCUUCAAGGAGAAGAAGGUCUCCGGGCCGUUUAUGAUUGCGGCGCCGUUGAGUACCGUUAGCAACUGGGUGGAUGAGUUUGUGAGAUGGACUCCUGAUAUCAAUGCGGUUCUGUACCAUGGGUCGAAGGAGGAGCGUGCGGCUAUCAGGAGGGAUCAAAUGAAACUGAAGGACCAAAAGAGCAUGAACUUUCCAGUUGUUUGCACAUCUUAUGAGAUUUGUAUGAAUGACCGGAAGUUCCUUUCGCAGUAUCAGUGGAGGUACAUCAUUGUGGACGAAGGACAUCGUCUGAAGAACAUGAAUUGCCGUCUCAUCAAAGAACUUCUCGCAUACAACUCCGCGAACAGACUUCUCAUCACCGGUACACCAUUGCAAAACAACAUCACUGAAUUGUGGUCCUUACUGCACUUCCUCCUCCCCGACAUCUUCAACGACCUCAACAGCUUUCAGGGCUGGUUCGAUUUCUCCUCAAUGCUGGACAACAAUGGCCAAGCGGAUUUGGUCGAGCGCCGAAAGCGCACCUUGGUCUCGACGAUGCAUUCGAUCCUGAAGCCAUUCCUCCUGCGACGAGUUAAGACUGACGUUGAGACGUCGCUACCCAAGAAACGGGAGUACAUCCUCUACGCACCUCUGACGGUCGAGCAGAAAGAUUUGUACCGUGAAAUACUCAACGGCACUGGUCGCCAGUAUCUGGAAAACAAAGCAAAGGAGAGGAUCAUGGCGCAGAACAAGACACUUACACGCGCAACGAGUCGGAAACGCGCGGCUGAUAGCAGCAGAUCGUCAACCCCUAACAAGAGUAUCAAAUCUAGCCGUGCCUCCACGCCUGCUAGCAAUGGCUCUAGUGCACGCAGACGCGGGGGACCGCAGAGUUAUAGAGAAAUCAGUGACCGGGAGUUCCUUUCCAAGCUGCGGAAGAUUGAGCAAGGCAUCGAGGAUGAACUUGAUAUUGAGGAUCCUAAUGAAACCGAGCAGGAGGAAUUAGAGAGGACUAAUACGAUCAAGCUCGCGAAGAAAGAAAUCGCCCAGAAGAAGAUGCAGAACCCCGUCAUGCAAGCCCGGCUCGCCUGCAACUCGCCCCACAACUUCUACUGGCCAUGGGGUAAUGACCCAUCCACCAUCGACGAAUCCCUCAUCACCUCCUCGGGCAAAAUGCUCCUCCUCGACCGCCUCGUCCCGCGCCUCCUAUCGAAGGGCCACAAGAUCCUCAUCUUCUCCCAGUUCAAGACACAGCUUGACAUUCUCCAAGAUUGGGCCACCCAACUCCGCGACUGGCACUGCUGCCGCAUCGACGGAGCGAUCAGCCAGACAGACCGCCACGCACAGAUCAAGGCAUUCAACACUAGUCCCGCGCACAAGAUCUUUCUUCUAAGUACCCGCGCUGGUGGACAGGGAAUCAACCUCGUCGCCGCUGACACGGUCAUCCUCUUCGACUCCGACUGGAACCCCCAACAAGACCUACAAGCACAAGAUCGGGCGCACCGUAUCGGUCAAACCAAACCCGUCAUUGUAUACCGUCUUGCAACUAAGGGAACAGUCGAACAAACCCUCCUCGAAAAAGCAGACUCAAAGCGCCGUCUAGAAAGACUCGUUAUCCAAAACGGCAAGUUCAAAAGCCUACUCGACACCGGCGCCUCGGGCACCCAGAACGACGUCGAUGAUCUGAAAAAGGCACUUGGCGAGGAUGAGUUCGAGCGCUUUGAGGCCGGUGCUGAUCCUAGUUCGAUUCUUUCUGGGAAGGAUCUUGAUAUCUUGACAGAUCGGAGCGAGGAGGCUUAUGCGCGUGCUGAGAAGGGCUUGGAUCAGAGUGGGCCGGCGUUUUUGGCAGUUGAGACUAAGAGAGAGGGGAAUGGGCUUAUGACUGAGAUUGCUGGGAAGUAA